UAAUUUAAAACACUCUCAUUAAUUUUACACACUCUGUUUAUUUACGCACACUCAUUACACACACUUAGUAUUUUUUGCAGAUAAUAUGGAUUCUGAAUAUCAACAACGUGUCCCACCUACUGCUUCAAAUAGACGACGUCGUGAAUUGGAUGUAGACCAUGAACGGGGACAAAGGCGUGCGCGAGGACGAGGUCAAGGUCGUGGUCGAGGUCGUGAUCCAGUUUCGGUAGAAUAUGAUAUUCCCAGUACCAGUCAAAGUGGGGGCCGAAGCCAAAGACGAGUUGAAGGUUAUGAUAUGCCUGGCAUUGCUGUGGAGGAUACCUCUUUACCUGAUUCUCCUCCUGUCCAGGAAGAGUACCUUACUCAUGCUUUUCCAGGUGGACCGACUGAUCCGUCAAUACUGCGGAGUUUCAAUAGUCAUGUGGCUGCAGCUAUUUGGCACGGGGAGGAACGAGGGCCCCUAAAGUGUCAUAAUCACUCUUCCAAGAUCCUUGCAUGGCCAUGGUGGUUAGUAGAGAACAACACCAGAUUCAAAGCCAUUAUUGAGCAGUCUGGACUGUCACAAUUAACUCGUUGCACUUAUCGGUUCGUCAACAAGCUUCUAAUCUCCAGUUUUGUUGAGAGAUAGCAACCUGAGACGAACACAUUUCACAUGACAGUUGGUGAGAUGACCUUGACCCUGGAUGAUGUUGGCACUAUUCUUGGCCUUCCCAUUGUAGGCAAAUCAGUCAGCAUACCAGAUGUGACAGAUCAUCAUGGAGUUACAUUACUCAUUUAUGGCUUGGGGAUUACUGAACGUGCAGCACAUGAAGAGGUUUCUUCUGCUGGUGGCAAUUCAGUCAGGCUUGAAUGGUUGCGAAGUCAGUUUGCUGGUGUCACAGAUUCAGACCCCGAGGAGGCUAUACAGUGCGCUGCAAGAGCUUAUUUAUUGUUUCUGUUGGGAUGUACACUCUUCAAUGACAAGAGUGGCGGCAGGGUUCCCGUUGUUUACCUCGGCUUGUUGAUGGAUUUGGGAUCCAUACAUACUUAUGCCUGGGGUGCUGCUACAUUAGCAUUUUUAUAUAGACAGUUGGGGUUUGCUAGCCAGUCUGGGGUUAAGCAGAUGGGUGGUUAUAUGACUCUUUUGGAAGCGUGGAUUUAUGAGCACUUCCGAGCAUUCCGACCUCAUCAGAACAUGGGCUACAAUGAAGGCAUGCC
Messenger RNA from Camellia sinensis, 1197 nucleotides. The record is from RefSeq and is a predicted model, not a curated record. NCBI's taxonomy places the organism in Eukaryota, Viridiplantae, Streptophyta, Magnoliopsida, Ericales, Theaceae.